UUAUGUUUUCGUCUUUCAACCACCGCCAUAAACUCUCUAAAAGCAUAAAUAUAGUGAUUAGGAAAUCAAGUUCACUUUGAAGUGUUUGAUCAGGGUGUGAUACAUCAUACAGGAGUAGUCUACAGGGAAGUUCAAUCUUCUUGGCUAGUUUGAUAACUUUUUCAUUCAGUUUUUUUUCUCUCGAAGAUCUGACCUUAGUGUCAACAACAUGGGGGCCGUAAGAACUGCAAGCCAGUCCUUUCUUAUCCUAUUGGUCUUCGUCAUUUGUUCUGUGAAUGGUCAGAAGAAAUGUUACCAGUGCUUCGGACUUGGCUCAAGAAACCAACUGCUAGCACAGACAGCAAGUAAACAUCCCAUAGCAAGUUGCACUGAUAUCGGCCCCCAAAGCCAAACGCCCACCAUCGAUUGUACUGGAAAGUGCUUCACACAAAAUUUCACCGUUAAUUACAACUUUCAGCAAGCGAGUAUAUCCAGCAUGGACGUGGAUUACGUAAUCCUUGGCUGCGGUGGUAAGUCGCCAGCUAAUGGAUGUCGAGAUUUCAGUCAGUUACCCAACAUCGAUGAAGUCCGCCGGCAGACCGAGAACGUCGUCGCGAAGCACGGAGGUCGAGUGACCAGCAUGAAAGGUGAAGCCUGUUUCUGCGCCAACAACCUGUGUAACUCGGCCACAACCUUUGCCGGAACGAGUAUUAGCUUCAUGACUGUCUGUUUAGCGAACUUCUGGGUAUUGAAGAUGUCGCUUCGGAACUAGAGACGAGUUGGAUUCAGGAGCGUUGCUAUAGAGCCAAGGAAACGCAAAACGUACUUUGGACUAAAAAGACGCCCUCUAAAGGUUUCAACGUCUUCAGGACGUUUUGUGCACGUCUUGAGAACGUUGUGUCUUUGCUGGGAGGGGCCGAGGUGACGCCCCCACUUCGAUAAACCAUGAAUUCAUUUCGAUAAACCAAUAAUGUUGAUAAAUAUGGAAACUAUAGGAUUUCUUUUAAAACUUGCCAGUAAUUCACAAAAAGAUAAUGUAUUUCUCCCUUAGUCUAACCCCUUCCAAAUACUCUAUCGAUGCCUAUGGUUUGACCAAUGGGUAUGAUAAUAAAGUGCAUGGAAUAUUAUAAAUUUGCUAGCAAUCUGUAGGCGAAGAAGGGAAAAUAAGGUGAUAAAUCAAGACAGACAUGACAUGAAGUUCAAAAUGCUAUUAAGUAAAACUUUUCAUAAUUUAAAAAACUCAUUAAUGAAAUAUAUGUGCACUGAAAGAAAAAGUAAAAUUUAACUUUUCUUAAAAUCCUACACGAUACAGGCCUAGCAUUUCCUUAUGAUAACAUACAUUAGGAAUAACUACGAUGCUGUGAGUGACUAUUAAUACGCAUGCGCUACCUCUAUUGUAUACCGCAUAUCACGAUUCUAUGUAUCUUAUUAAUAAAUUGCGAGCAUAACAUUGGCUAUUUAAUAUUUGUUGUUGUUGUUGUUAGAGGAACACAAGGAAUAAAUAAAUGCACAUACUGAUAACAUCGGACCAUUUGAUUUGUAAUUACCCCUGAAAAUGAAUACAUUUUGAUAGGGAUAAUUAUCACCAACAAUUAUCUUGCUAUGAUUCACAUACGGGACGCAGUAUAAAAUAGAUGACUGUCUAUUUUCUCGGGAUUAUCGUGAUGGUUAAAACUACAGCCCCCGGUAAUCAUGAUGAUUUUCACCAUCCUUCUCAUAGUAGUAAAUAUUUGUAUAUUUGUACCGUAAUUACUGAAAUAAACGAAUAAUAGAAUUAAGAACCUGACUUUCCCUUUAUCCCGUCAGCUUUCUUUUAUACUUACUUAGAUAUGUAGAGCGACCGCACCCUUACUUUCAAUGACUUUUAUCUAUGUUUACUGCACCCUAAAUGAGGAUUUCGCGUGUUUAUCCCCCGAAUUCACACCCUAUAAACGGGUAUUUCACAACGGUGAACUCCUAAGCAAAUACUGUAAAAUUAUAACCGCUUGAGCAUUUUGAAGUGCGAUAGGGAUUACAAUUUAAGUUGUUGACGAUGUUCAAUAAAUCAAAUUGCGCUUCCGAUUUUAAAUUAAUAAUGCAAAAUUUAUUUCAAUUAUAACAUGCGUGCAAGCUUUCAAUUCGGAGUCAAGAUAAACAAAAACACAGCAGCAGGAUUUUGAAAAAGUACCCUUUUUCUUGAAAAUUGACAUUUUUAACCCCUUAACCCGACACCGCGCGGAUCGCGUCCAAUCUAUAAAAAAAAAAAUCCCUUUAUACGAGUUUUAUUGGUCACACAUGCUUACAGUAUGAUUUGACUGAGACCCCUAGGCCAGUUUGCAAUGAAAUGACGCUCUUAGUCACCUUAAAGAAACUUUAUUAAUGUUUUUUCAUUAUCAAUUUUGUUGGAAUAGCUGUUUCUUACAACUGAAUAGGGACCUUGAAGCUUGCAGCACAAAGCUCACAACCAUACAAGUUCUUAAAAAAUGUGCAAAGCCAGCCCCCCAAAAUGAAAAUGUAGUUCUGAAAAACCUGUUAAAGCAAAAUUAGCUUUUCUUGUCCAAACGCAUGUUAUUCGGUCGGAUUCAUUGCAUCUACAACAAAUGAAACAUUAAUUAUUAUAUUAUAUUCCCCCUAUCUGUCAGUAUUAUUUUGUUUUCCUUACAAACAAGUUUUUUUCGUGAAAAUUCUAUAAAGUUGAGCAACGGCUUUUUAAAUCGAUCACAACUUCACAGUCCAUAUUAUGUUCUUGUUUGAGUAUCGAUUGAGCUAUAAUAACUUCGAAAACAUGACGCCACCUACACUGGAGUCAUGUAGGCCUAUAUGACAAGUUAUUCUCAAGAAAUUCAAACCACUGUUAUGCUCUUUAGAAAAGUCUAGAAAGUGAUGCAUGAUUGUACAUUUCUUAUUCCAUUUCAUCUCGUGUGCAUUCGAAUAAAGGAAAUAUUAGUAUAUUUGA
Strongylocentrotus purpuratus (purple sea urchin) is the source of this 2914-nucleotide messenger RNA. RefSeq lists its product as uncharacterized. Lineage: Eukaryota; Metazoa; Echinodermata; Echinoidea; Camarodonta; Strongylocentrotidae. The transcript is spliced from 4 exons. The coding region runs from base 209 to 751 and encodes 180 amino acids. The record is from RefSeq and is a predicted model, not a curated record.